GAAAUCACUGCGCAAGCAAUGUGAAAUAUUUGCGAUGUAAACAUCGAAUCACAAUUAAACAAAUAAGAGAAGUAAACGCUUUUUAAUAUCGCCGAUCAGAUGGAACUAUUGUGUUUACUUAAUGCAAUGAUAUUUUCUUGAAAUGACAAAAGUAUUCGGUCACAUCACUGUGUUGCUGAUUAACUGGAGAAAAUUCGCAAAAUUCUGAUUUUUGAAAUCGAAAGUAGAAUAAUAAAUUUACGCCCAAAUUUUAAGUAUAAUGGCAACGGGUGGACAGAUCGUUUCCAACCAAUUCAAUUCAAGCGAUGCCAUCGAACCAAGUGUUGUCAUCCGAUCAUGUGAGCCGUGUAGCAGAGACGGCUCCGCAACAAAAGCAACUGUUUUCUGCAAGGUUUGUAAGGAGAUACUUUGUGAUGAGUGCAGUAGACCACACACAAAAUACAAACCUGGGAGGCAUGACAUAGUCAAUAUUCAGGACAUGGGUUCAGCCGCAGUGAUGGUUGAUAUGAAAGAUAUGGACGUUUGUGAGGAGCACGGCAAGGCAAUAGAAUUUUACUGCGAAGACCACUCGAAGCUGUGCUGCAGCACGUGUACAUUCACGCACCGGAAAUGUGACAAUGUUGAGGAAAUAGCGAGCAUGUCAUUGAAAAAUGAACCAGAGUUUCAGGCAAUUAAACACGCAUUGAUAAAAAUAGAAUCUGAAGCUGCUUCUAUGAUAGCUGACUGUGAGAAGUCAAGGGGUGAAUUGAAUGAAUCCAUCGCAAAUGUAUACAAUGAAGGAAAAAAGAUUAUAGACCGUAUUGUAAAACUUUUAGAAGAAGCUCAACAGAAGAUGUUUACUGAGACAAAUCAAUUUAAGGCCAAAGUGUCUAUUCAACUUGACGAAAAACAUACAGCCGCUACAAAAAUAAAAGAACGAAUAGAUCAGAUAUUACCGAUGUAUUCUGCUAUUCUAGAACACGGUACACCUGAGCAAAAGUACAUAUUUUCUCAGAAGACCAAAGAACAACACAACGCUAUUGAAACACUUAUCGAUUCAAAAACAAAUGCACCAGUUACAACAAACAUUUCACUGUCGUUUUCAUGGGAACUGCAAGCACUUCUUGGAAUGGAGAACCCAAUUUUUCAAAUGAAUUUCGAUCAGCAAUGUGCAGAGAUAGAUUCUGAGGGUGUGAUAUUUGGUGAGAUAUUGGAUGGUGGUGCCCAGACUGAGCUUAUCCAGGAUACCCAACAGUUCUAUGACAACCAUACUCCUCUAAGCAAUUGCACUGCUCUUCUUGAAGAGGAGCAGGUGGAGACACCAUACAGCCCCAAGUCUGAGCCCGAAAAAGUGGUUGAUGUGAAAGAGGAUGUAGCCCCCUAUGACACGGUGGUCCACAAGGAGGAACCCAAACUGGAAACUGUGCAUCUGGAGAAGGAGCCACAGCACACCCAUGAGAAGCCUCAAAUGCCGCCAUUCUCGUGGGCUGCCUUGGUCAGAUUGAACACCAACAGUGCAGCCCAUGUGUCUCAAAUGCCUGGUCAGCCUGUAGCUCAGUCAAAGCCUGCGCCGGGCUUUAGGACACGGCAAGAGGUGAAACAGCACUCAAGUCCAACUCUGCAGGAACACAGAGACCCAAGACCUGGUCGCGAUCGUUCUGGUCGGGGGCGUGAUCGCAUCAGCACAGGCGGUGAGGAUGGAGACAGAACUAUGAACCGCUACUAUGGUAAUCGAUUUCCGGACAGCCACCAGUUGUUCGUUGGCAACUUGCCACACAAUGUCGGAGAAAAAGACCUGAAGGAAUUCUUUGAAGCAUAUGGUUCAGUUGUUGAAACCCGCAUCAAUCAAAAGGGAACAUGUGGAAAAAUUCCGAACUAUGGUUUUGUUGUCUUUGAAACCAGAGAGCCAGUGGAGAAUAUUCUUAAAAAAACUUCUCAAGGACAGUUUAUAAAGUACAAUGAGCAGCGUCUUAACAUAGGCGAAAAGAUACCUAUUAAAGAAGGUCGUCCUAUGGGUCGAGACCCCCCACCCCGGUCAGGCAGUACAGUUGGCGGUGGGGGAGGGUUUAGCAGUCGUGGAGGAAGUGCAGGAAGGGGUAUGGGCCCUAGGGGCGGACCCCCGGGGAUGAGAUAUGGGAAUCGUGGAGGGGGCGGAAUGAUUUAGGAUGGAGAAGGAGGAGGUGGUGGGAUAGGCGGGCAAAGGCGCUGAGGAAGGUUGAAGUGGUGGGUGGGGAAACAUGAAGUAUGUGGGGAUGUUGAUGGUGCUUUGUGCAAAAUGGUUAAGAAAGUAUGCAAUUCUGAGUGUGGUGAGGACGUAUCAUAUAACAAUCACCGUUUAUUUACAAAGUUGAUUUUUACUAGAAUUCAAGAUGUGCUUUGAGCAGCCGAGUGUUUAUGUGCGAUUGAAAUUCAAUAAAUAAGCAUUCAGUUUGCCUGUGAUCAGUUACACACAAACAACUAUUUAUCUUAUGUAUUUCUGUUUUUGUACCAACAUUCUAUGUGACCUGUGUGAAGAUUACAAAGGACUAGGAAUUUCCAUGAUCAUUUUGAACUUUUCAAUCCAAUUCCAUCAUUGAGAGUUUUACUUAUAUGCUAUUACAAAGCUAAUACCUUGUGCAGCAUACAGUUUCAUGAACAUUGUAAAUAAGGUAUGAUCAUUAAACAAGCAUUCUUAACUAUCAUUCUUUGAUGUGUUGUCUUGAUUUCAUAUUUCACCAUACAUCUUUUCAAAAUC
Dreissena polymorpha is the source of this 2713-nucleotide messenger RNA. RefSeq lists its product as uncharacterized. The record is from RefSeq and is a predicted model, not a curated record. Bases 260 to 2143 code for a protein of 627 amino acids. Gene Ontology annotation, molecular function: zinc ion binding; mRNA binding. The transcript is spliced from 8 exons. NCBI's taxonomy places the organism in Eukaryota, Metazoa, Mollusca, Bivalvia, Myida, Dreissenidae. Gene Ontology annotation, cellular component: cytosol; ribonucleoprotein complex.